GGAGGGAAGGGAGGGGAGGGGGGGCUGGACUGCCCUCUGACACGACCCUGUCACAUGAGAGGGGAACCAACACGUACACCAGCCAAAGAGCUUAGGUGAAGGUUAUGAUUCUGCAGGAGGAAGCUGUGCUGAGAGAAAAUGAAUAUUUGUAAUCUAGAGGGAGGUCGGUGUGCAGAGAUGGCCAUGGUAUGCCUGACAGAUUUUGAGGAGUAUGCCAAGGAGCAUCUUUCGAAGGCCACCUGGGAUUAUUAUGCAGCUGGAGCGGAUGAAUGCUGCACCAGGGACGACAACCUACUGGCGUACAAAAGGAUCCGACUGAGGCCUCGCAUCCUGCGGGAUGUGUCAGUGAGCGACACACGGACCACAGUGCAGGGGACAGAAAUCAGUUUCCCAGUUGGUAUCGCACCUACUGCCUUUCACUGCCUGGCCUGGCACGAGGGAGAGAUGGCCACAGCUCGGGCCACAGAGGCACUCAACACCUGCUACAUUACCAGCACCUACUCCACCUGCUCAGUAGAGGAGAUUGUUGCAGCGGCACCAAACGGCUACCGCUGGUUCCAGCUGUAUGUGUACCGUGACCGGAAGCUGUCUGAACAGAUUGUGCACCGCGUGGAGGCGCUCGGCUACAAGGCCCUGGUCCUUACUGUUGACGUACCUUACACCGGAAAGCGCCGCAACGACAUCCGCAACCAGUUUAAGCUGCCGCCUCACCUCAAGGUCAAGAACUUUGAUGGAGUGUUCCAGCAGGAGACUGCAGGGCCAGAGGAGUAUGGGAUCCCAGCCAACACCUUGGACCCCUCCAUCAGCUGGAAAGAUGUGUACUGGCUGCAGUCCAUCACCCGCCUGCCUAUUAUCAUCAAGGGCAUCCUGACCAAGGAGGACGCUGAACUGGCCGUGGAGCACGGUGUCCAGGGCAUCAUUGUGUCAAACCACGGGGGGAGACAGCUGGAUGGAGGCCCAGCCUCGAUUGACGCACUGUCUGAGAUCGUAGACACAGUGCAGGGCAGGAUCGAGGUCUAUCUGGACGGAGGCAUCAGGACAGGGAGUGAUGUACUGAAAGCGCUGGCCUUGGGAGCCAAGUGUGUUUUCAUUGGCCGCCCAGCAGUGUGGGGCCUUGCAUACAAGGGUGAGGAAGGAGUGAGGGAGGUACUGCAGAUCUUAAAUGACGAGUUCCGUCUCUCCAUGGCUUUAUCAGGUUGCAGGAACGUGGCUGAAAUCAACAGGAACCUGAUUCAGUUCUCCAAACUCUAACUUGCCAGCAAAGGGCAGCACUGAGAAUGACAACGGUACCCACCCAACAGGAUUGAUACUGAAUCAAACCAAAAGCUAUGAACAGGAGCCUGAGACAGGGCACUGUGACAAACUGAGAGACAUUCAUCUCAGGACUUACGUCUUGAUUAUAUCAAAGAAACACAAUACAUGCAAGCAGCUUCCAUCAUUUGGAAAUGACCUGUGCCUGACAUCUGGAAAUGUUUUCAUGCAGAGUGUACGAGUGGGGGAGGUCAGAGGCAGAUUUAGCAAGUGAACAAUGAAAGUGUUUUUGCUUUUGGAUUAGAGGGGAUGGAAGGCACUUAUCGUGAAACCAACAAACUUCUUUUGGUCUUACUGCAAUGAAUGCAACUGAUAAUGACACACACACUAUGGUUUGAAAUGCUGCCAGUACCUGUGGUUUAAUAAACACCUGCUGAGAUGGUGAA
This is a messenger RNA of Lates calcarifer (barramundi perch), 1697 nucleotides long. It is a transcript of the gene hao2, whose product is annotated as hydroxyacid oxidase 2 (long chain). The transcript has 9 exons. Bases 139 to 1251 code for a protein of 370 amino acids. Lineage: Eukaryota; Metazoa; Chordata; Actinopteri; Centropomidae. The record is from RefSeq and is a predicted model, not a curated record. Gene Ontology annotation, molecular function: FMN binding; oxidoreductase activity.